UGAUGCGCUGCGUGGUUAACAAUGUAAUCUCGUUAAUCCAUGACGAAUCUGUUUCCGUCCAACAAGCUAUGGCUAGCACGCUAUAGCUAGCUAAACCGACGCUCGUCAAGCUGCUCCUCGCGUUUGUUAACAUCACCGCUAAAAAUUUUUUGCUUAUUUUUAUUUAUUUGAUCGUACACAUGUUGGCUCGCGACGCCGCCAAGCAUCAUCAUAUAGUUCCGUUUACCUUUCGCUCCUCAUAGAUGGAAUAUGUUCUAAAUCUCGGUUUCGGGGUCGACAGCCGAAUCAGAGGCAUCCGCUGCAGAGGCAGUUGUUCCGCCGCCGCUGAGCCAAACUGCAUCGCGCCGCGGAUGACACACAAAAGCAGACCAGGCGAGGAGGAGCGCUUGUUUCGUGUCACAGCGUCGGCCGCCCAAGAUCUCGUCCCUCUUGGUUUAUUCGUUCGAACGCUACUUAAAACCACAGACAAGUAAAGAGUUGCCAACAUUACGCCGGUGCGUACUGUGCUGCUGUUCAUAAAAGCAGUUCACCCAAAUACGGAUCUAAAACAUAGAACCAACCUUUGUGAAAUUAAAAUCACAAAAUUUACUCCACAUCAAGACACAUAUGGAGCAUACACUCAAGAAGUAGAGACCACCCAUCAUCUGGGUGAGACCUGGAUUCUCUUGCCCAACCCCUAAUUUUUGUUUUGUGUUGAAGUCAUGACUAAUGUCAACAUCACCAGAGAUAUCCUGCACAGGCAGAUCCGGGACAAGAGCGCAUCAGGCUUUCAAAGGUUCUAUCAUGUGACCGACCCCUUCAUCAAGAGACUUGGCCUGGAGGCUGAGCUUCAGGGCCACACAGGCUGCGUGAACUGUUUGGAAUGGAAUGAACAUGGAGAUCUGCUGGCCUCAGGCUCGGACGAUCAACAUGCUAUCAUCUGGGAUCCGUUCAGACUCAAGAAGCUUACUACUAUGCACACAGGCCAUGCAGCAAACAUAUUCUCUGUUAAGUUCCUCCCUCACUCCGGAGAUAGAAUUUUGAUAACUGGCGCUGCGGACACUAAGGUCCACGUGCAUGACCUGACGGUGAAGGAAACCAUCCAUAUAUUUUCUGAUCAUACCAACAGGGUUAAACGCAUCGCCACAGCGCCAAUGUGGCCCAACACCUUCUGGAGUGCCGCGGAGGAUGGCAUCAUCAGACAAUAUGACUUGCGGGAGAGCAGUAAACGCUCAGAGGUGCUGAUUGACCUGACAAAGUUUUGUGGUCAGCUGGUGGAAGCCAAGUGUUUGGCUGUCAACCCACGGGACAACAACUACAUGGCCGUUGGGGCCAACGGUCCCUUUGUACGUCUCUAUGACAUUCGGAUGAUUCACAACUGUAGGAAAUCACUAAGCCAGUACAAGCCAUCUGCUGUGCGCACAUUCUUAGAAAAUCAGAAGCCCAUCCCAGACAAAGCUGUGCAGUAUUACGCUGCAGGUCACCUGUCAGUGAACCUGAGUGACUACAAUAACCGCCUGAGGGUCUUGGUGGCCACUUAUGUCACUUUCAGUCCAGAUGGAACUGAGUUACUUGUCAACAUGGGUGGGGAACAGGUGUAUCUGUUUGACCUGACAUCUAAUCAAAGGCCAUACACUUUGCUGCUUCCACAAACGUGGCAAUCAUCACCAGGAGAUUUGCGGAAUGGGAAGACGACCAAUGGCGUCUCCAAUGGAAUUCAUUUGCCAGCCAGCCAUAUUGGAUUUACCCAAAGCAAGAUGCAACUGAACUCCACUGAUCUUCCUCCACAUUUGGAAAAGCUCAAACAACAAGCAAAUGAUGCAUUUGCACGGCAGCAUUGGACACAGGCCAUCCAACUCUACAGUUUAGGAAUUCAGCAUUCCAGCUCUAACGCCAUGCUUUAUGGAAACCGGGCUGCAGCCUACAUGAAGCGGAAGUGGGAUGGAGACCACUAUGACGCACUCAAGGACUGUCUAAAGGCACUGACUCUAAACCCCGAACAUCUGAAGGCUCAUUUUAGGCUUGCACGGUGUCUCUUUGAGCUCAAGUAUGUGUCUGAAGCACUGGAGUGCCUCGAUGAUUUCAAAGAAAAGUUUCCGGAGCAGGCGCACAGCAGUGCGUGCGACGCAUUGGAUAAAGAUAUCAAGGCCUUCUCCUCAAAGACAGAAUCAGGAGAAGAGUCCAACAGCUCUCUCCGAUUCCAUUCGUUUAGCUGGAAGGACCCCAUCCUUAAGGAUGAGUUGGUUUUUAGAGAGAAAAGCUUGGACUACAAGCACAGAUACUGUGGUCACUGCAACACCACCACAGAUAUUAAAGAAGCCAACUUCUUUGGAAGCAAAGGCCAGUACAUCGUCAGCGGGUCAGACGAUGGCUCGUUUUUUAUAUGGGAAAAGGAGACGACAAAUCUAGUGCGUAUCAUGCAGGGAGACGAGUCCAUAGUCAACUGCUUGCAGCCUCACCCCAGCUACUGCUUCCUGGCCUCGAGUGGUAUUGACCCCGUGGUUCGAUUAUGGAACCCUAGACCAGAGACGGAGAGUGAAAAUGGACGCGUGGUAGAGGACAUGGAAGGUGCCGCUCAGGCCAACCAGCGGCGAAUGAACGCGGACCCGCUGGAGGUUAUGCUGCUCAACAUGGGCUAUCGUAUCACAGGAUUGCGUGGCGUAGGCCCAGACGGCUCUGACGACGACGACAGCUCAGAUGGACAAGUGCAAUGUAGACCGAGCUAAGACAAGCUGACGGCCAUUCUGUAGAAUGGAAGUAGGAAGCAAUGCGCUGCGCCCGUUUCUGUUUGAGUCCUAAUUUGCCCUCCUUUCCGACAGAGACACCAGGGUAUCACGUCACAUAUCAACACUAUGCAUUGCCCUUAUCCUCUGAGGGCUGGUGGAGAUCUCUGCAGUGGGAGAAAGUCAUAUGAGUGUAGAGAGGCCAUUUUAAACCACACAUGAGCCUCUCAACUCACCCUGUGUUUCCAGGCAGACCUCCCUCAGGUUUAUGUUGGGUGUUUAAGGAGAAAUGCCCAAUGACCUAUUUUCAUGUCAGUGUGGCCCCGCAGUGGCAGUGACCUCGGUGGAGGAGAAUAUCACAGUUGAAGGUGCUUUGUUGCAUCUCUUGUUUGCCCUCCUGCAGUGUGCGCUCAUUGCAGAAAAGAUGCACCAGCCGGCUUACUGUGUGGAGCACGUCUUUUCAUUUGGAGUUUUUGAAACCUAGAAUGAAAUGUCAUUCUUCUGGUGAAAGUUGCAUGUUGCAAGGAUAUGGACGAGCUUGGUAUUUAGUUAACAAGCCUGGAAAAAGUUUUCUUCUGCCAAAGUUUGCCCUCCAUCAGUCAAAUGGCCAAGGAUUUUUUUUUUUUUUUUUUUUUUUUUUUUUUUAGUCCCGAAGGGGGGUGGUUUCAUUUGAUUCGUUUAGUCAGAGUCAAAGUCCUCUUGAUCUCAAAUGCAAUUUAGUGUGAAAAUGUUUUUUGUCUAACUUGGACACGCUAAUUUUGAGGAUAUGAUAAACCAAGUAUAUUUGGUGACAACUGUUGUGUCUCUACCACUCAUCCUUGGCUAAUCUUCACUUAGAUGCCCAUAAACUGAAUACAUGUUAAUGAAUGCAAAAGUAGGCUUCCGUGUGUUUUACUUUGUUCAUUGAUUUCAGUUGUUUCUCUUUGAGGACUCAUGUAGUCACAUUUGUUGCAAACAGAGAAAUAAACUUUAAAUAAUCAUUAAA
Molecule: messenger RNA, 3687 nt
Organism: Phycodurus eques (leafy seadragon)
Lineage: Eukaryota; Metazoa; Chordata; Actinopteri; Syngnathiformes; Syngnathidae
Gene: wdtc1
Product: WD and tetratricopeptide repeats 1
Exons: 16
Coding region: 702-2705 (667 amino acids)
Biological process (GO): negative regulation of fatty acid biosynthetic process
Cellular component (GO): cytoplasm; Cul4-RING E3 ubiquitin ligase complex
Molecular function (GO): protein binding
Source: RefSeq, a predicted model, not a curated record